AUCAUGUUCGAGACCUUCAACACCCCAGCCAUGUAUGUGUCCAUCCAGGAUUUGCUAUCCCUGUAUGCAUCUGGCAGGACAACUGGUAUUGCGAUGGUGACUGAAACUGUGCCUAUCUAUGAAGGCUAUGCCCUUCCUUAUGCCAUCCUUCGAUUGGACAUGGCUGGCCGAGACCUCACUGACUACCUGAUGAAGAUCUUGAUUGAGAGAAGGUAUACCUUCACGACUACAGCUGAGAGAGAAAUUGUACGAGACAUCAAGGAGAAGCUGUGCUAUGUUGCCCUCGACUACGAGCAGAAAAUGGCCACAGCCGCCAGCAGCAGCAGUCUGGAAAAGUCUUAUGAGCUGCCUGAUGGUCAGGUGAUCACGAUUGGAAAUGAGCGCUUCCGUUGCCCUGAGGCUCUCUUCCAGUCCUCAUCGGACAUGAAUUCCUGUGGCCUCCAUGAAAUCAUUUACAACUCCAUCAUGAAGUGCGAUGAGGAUAUCUGGAAGGACCUGUAUGCCAACACAGUGCUGUCUGGAGGAAGCACCAUGUUCCCAGGAAUUGCUGAUCGCAUGCGAAAGGAAAUAACAUCUUUGGCUCCCCCUACCAUGAAGAUCAAAAUCAUUGCUGCACCAGAGAGGAAGUAUUCAGUUUGGAUUGGAGGGUCCAUUUUGGCAUCUCUUUCCACAUUCCAGCAGAUGUGGAUUUCCAAGCAGGAAUAUGAUGAAUCCGGGCCGUCGAUUUUUCACCGCAAGUGGUUUUAGUCGCUUCGGUUACCCAUUCCAUCCAUGGGCUCUCGUGCUUCUGCAUUCCACGCUGCAGAUUUUUCGUCAUUUCCAGAGACUUUUCAAUAAAGAUACUUUUUUUUGUCUCUG
Molecule: messenger RNA, 858 nt
Organism: Darwinula stevensoni
Lineage: Eukaryota; Metazoa; Arthropoda; Ostracoda; Podocopida; Darwinulidae
Source: the annotation of a GenBank genome assembly